AUGGCAGAACAAGUUAAUCACAACUCGAUUGAAACUCUCAUUGGCUCCAACUACUCCAAAUGGAGGGAAGAUGUGGAAAUUGCUCUAGGAUUGUUGGACUAUGAGAUAGCUAUUGAAGAAGAUGCUCCUGCAGAACCUGAUGCAGAUGCAUCUGCUGGAACAAAAGCAAAAUAUGCCAAGUGGAUUAAGGCAAACAAAAUGGCUAUUUUGAUCAUGAGGAGGUCAAUUUCACCAUCUGUCAGGGGAAGCAUUACAUCAUAUGACAAUGCCAAGAAGUUUAUUGAUUCCAUUGGGGAAAAGUUUCGGGAAUCAGAAAAGGCUGAGAUUGGAACUCUAAUGGGACAGCUUACUGAUACAAAAUACAAUGGGGAGAGAUGUGUGAGAACACACAUACUGAACAUGCUGGAAAUUGGGAACAAACUGAAGGCACUCAAAGUCAAUGUGGAUAAAACUAUGAUGGUACACUUUGCUAUAAAUUCUCUGCCUAGUACUUUCAAGCAUCUUAGAAGCACGUAUAUGGCUCAAAAGGAGAAGUGGACAGCGACUGACCUUAUAAGCAUCUGUGUGCAGGAAGAACAGAAUAUGAAGAAGGAUAAGGCUGAAGAAAAGAUUAAUAUGGUUCAGAACAGUUUCAAAAGGGAUUUUGGAAAAGGAAAAGAUUUUGGGAAGAAAAACAAAGGAGAAAAGGAAACUAAAGGUCUGAAACUAGAAGGACUCAAAUGCUAUUUCUGCAAGAAGUUUGGACAUAUGAAGAGGAAUUGUGACAGAUACAAACGCUGGCUAGAUAAACAGAAGGCUAAAGGGGUUCAAAACAAAGAGGCUGCCAAGCAAGGCUGA
Messenger RNA from Prunus armeniaca (apricot), 837 nucleotides. NCBI's taxonomy places the organism in Eukaryota, Viridiplantae, Streptophyta, Magnoliopsida, Rosales, Rosaceae. The record is from the annotation of a GenBank genome assembly.